CGAAGAGACAAGACAAAUCAUGUAACUACUAAGUCGACUAUCGUAUACUCUAACAAGCGUCAGCUUGCAUGUCUCUCCAAUGAGAUCUAAAGACCCCAGAUCGCGCUAUACAUGCACCUAAUGACGCCCCGCGGCAUCUAGUCAACCAAACCUUCCGAGACUCUUAGAUCAUCGUCAACGUCAUGUAAAGAGCUGCUACUGGUGACCUCGAAAUGGCUGUCAAGCAAAAGGCGAGCCUGUCGCGUGAACUUCGACGCAAAAAGCAUUGACUAGAAACCAGUGCUGUUGAUCUGAUCUCGUACCACGAUUCGAAUCAAGGAUGUCGCACCUUUCAAUCGGCUUCGAAGACACAACGGAACUUCCCUCACGGUACCCGCUCACCAAUGUCUUGUCACUACCAUACGAACUCCUUCAGUCGAUCCUGAGCUCUAUCGCGAACUUCGAACCAUGGACGUACUCUUCGAAUACGAGAUGUGCAGAUGCAACCAUUACCGACAAGGAUGUGCUGCUGAGCACUCGCGACUUGACGCCUCUCAACCUGGCCUCAAUCAAUCGACACAUACUAGGGCUCUCCAGCACGAACGAUUGGCUCAUGCUGACACUUUCCCGACAUCCUUAUCGCCUGUCCCAAAGUGACAAGGGUGGCAUACUAUCGGCUAUCACACAGGCGCUGAGGAGAAUGAAUGCACGACUUGAGCGGAUGCACUGGGCUGGGAGAAAGUCGAAUGCCAGUCCUCAGAUACUUGGAGACCGUGAAAUCGCCAGUUCCAAGAAUCUCGACACGGCGAGCGUGCAGGACGCUCCGGUCUACGAUGAUAGCUUUGACCAAACGCCAAGCGACAUACCCAUGAAGCAGUAUUUUGCCAGUGUCCAGUCCGAAGAGGAGUCGUACACAAACGAGUACAUCCUGACCAGACCGAUGUGCGCUGCACGACCCUUCAAUGGCACAUCUUCCUCCACGUCCGCCGUCGUCGUAUACGAUCCAACGCCCAUACUUAAGCUCAGCAACCUGGACAUUGCGCAACGUGUGCGUCAAUCAGAGCUACCAAGAGCUACAGAGCAAUUUGCUGCUCUCCUUGUUGCUGUCCUCAUUACGCUUGCUCCACGUCGUCUGUCACUUCUCGAAAACCUCGAGAAGCUCGAGCGCGACACACCGAUCCCAACCAUCGAGCCCUGCGAAUGCAGGGACUUCGCGACAUCGAAGACAAGUUUCCGGACUGACCGGCCGCGCAGCUUGUCAGGCUCGACUGUCGCCGAGUUGCUACCACAUGAGGAGACAUUGUCGUUCUCUACGAUUUCAACGGUGUAUAGCUCGGACAGAAAUCAUGACGUGCGGUCGGCCGAGAAGAGGGAGAGCGAGGAGAAAGAUGUGGGAACAUCCCCUAAAAGACCGAAGUUGAGCGAGUACAAGCAGGUGAGCAGUGGGCGGGUCGCGACGCUUAUGGAUCGGUUCGAAAAGUUUCAUCUUUGAGUCAGUCUGCCGGUCGUGCAAACACGUCACCAAGAGAGGGAGGAGGUUUGUGUUUGCGCAAGUACAUGACCAUUUCUUGCAGACCUCGAUCACCGAACUCGGUCAGUCGAUGAUUAGCGAACAUCACGUUGUCUGUCUUUGGCGUCUACAAAGCAGGACCCUCUGGGCUCACAACGCACAGCCUCCAUUUAAUAUCAC
Molecule: messenger RNA, 1669 nt
Organism: Macroventuria anomochaeta
Lineage: Eukaryota; Fungi; Ascomycota; Dothideomycetes; Pleosporales; Didymellaceae
Exons: 1
Coding region: 320-1471 (383 amino acids)
Source: RefSeq, a predicted model, not a curated record